AUGUCGGUAGCGUCACAAGUUGCUCUGGCGAGCUACGCCAACAUGUUCAGCAUCGGAACCGCCUACGCCCUCAGCAUCGUGCAGUUCGAGCUACCUAGACUUCUCAAAGUCCCUCGAGAGAUGUCUUUCGCCCCCUUCGGAGCAAUCAGUGCCGGUCUUGCAAUAGGAGUCGCGACGGCCGCCUCUUCUACCACAAAGAGUGGUGCCCGUUCGACUGCGGCGAGAGGCCUCAUCGCGGGGCUGUUUCUCGGUGGAAUCGGCGUUGGAUGGACGUACCUCGCCGUCAUCAUCAUGGUCGGCCAAGCAUUCCCGAAUCAUCCUCUAGCAAGAAGUGUCAUAGGGCCUUUGGGCUUCUCUUCGGGCGCGGCGGCCAGCUUCGCCUUUUCUUCGUUUCUCAACUUCAACACGCGAGGCGCGGAGGAUAUCGGCGGGUUCCUCAAAAUCGGGGGAGUGACAUUCAUAGCCGUUGGGGCAGCGACACAGCUGUUAUUGCCCAGCGAUACGACCAAUGGCCAACCGCAAACAACAUUUACGACACUCGAGAAGAAACCCGAGAACUUUCUGAAGGGCACCUUCUGGAUCUUGCUCUUCUUCAACGCCUUGCCAGGAAUGGUGGCAUUCUCUACUCUCCUUCCGGGGGUGUCGCACUACAGGUCGACAGAUCAAGACAGUCCAGGGAAUUACUUGCCUUACACCAUGGCCGCACUCGCCGGCGGAGGACUCCUGGCGACACCUCUAAACUCCUUUCUUGGAACCAAACGCACCUUCGUAGUCCUUUUCUCCAUCCGGGCCAUGCUGUUGGUCGCUCUCUGGCAUACGUCAAACCAAGCCCUGGCCCUCGUCACACUCUGCGCAAUCCUCUUCGCCCACGGAGCGGGCUUCAGCACCCUUCCGGGUCUGAUCAAAUCUCGAUUGGCUGAGCCAGCGAACUUUCCUCGAGAGUACGGUCGCGUUUUCACGGCAUGGGGCGCAGCGGGAGUCGUCGCCAGCGGAUCGAUUCUGCUGGUCGCUGUUGUUGGAAUCGUGGGCACUCCUCUCGAUGUGUAA
This is a messenger RNA of Colletotrichum gloeosporioides, 1047 nucleotides long. RefSeq lists its product as uncharacterized. The transcript is spliced from 3 exons. The coding region runs from base 1 to 1047 and encodes 348 amino acids. The record is from RefSeq and is a predicted model, not a curated record. Lineage: Eukaryota; Fungi; Ascomycota; Sordariomycetes; Glomerellales; Glomerellaceae.